AUGACACGUACGUUUGAGCAGUCGGUAAAGCCUGCGCCACCUGUACAAGAGACGUUGUACUAUGAAACCCCACGUUCGCAAUCUCCGCCGGACCACAUGCAGCGCUCUACGUCUCCUGUAAUGUACAUGGAAUCCUCUGCACAUACGCUCAACGACGGCCUCGAGGAGCCGCACACUCCCCCGCACUCGGCACAAGACCAUGCCGAGGAACCGCUGCCUAACGCACCUUCGCGCUCCCAAACUGGCCUAUCCACCCGUCACCGCGGCCUGGGCCACCUAUUUCAUCGCACAAAUGAUGCAGAAGAGCUGGAAGAAGCGUCUGGGUCGAUCCGCAAACCAUCGCGUAGAGUAAGCAGCUACAUUGCUCAGCCGCUGCACGAUUUGCGCCGCCUUCUCCAUGGACAAAUCGGCGUCCAGCGACAAAGCAAUCGUAUGGACAAGAAUGGCCAAAAAGCCGCGCUUGCGCCCUCCAGUGCAUCGUCGUCGCGCUCCGUGCGCGGGACGGAAUCACCGCCGUGGGGCAUGACAAACUCGCACGUCACGAAAAAGUAUGGCAAGUGGGGCCGCACACUCGGGACAGGCGCAGGCGGCACGGUGCGUAUCAUCCGGCGCUCGAAAGACAAUGCGUGCUUCGCCGUGAAGCAGUUCCGCGAGCGGCAAGGCGACGAGCCAGAAAAGGAGUAUAUCAAGAAGGUCACUGCCGAAUUUUGUAUCGGCACCGCCCUGCACCACAUCAACAUUAUCAAGACGUUUGACAUUAUCCGCGAUCAUCAUCACUAUUACGAGGUCAUGGAGUAUGCGCCGAACGAGUUAUUUGCGCUUGUCAUGAGCGGUAGAAUGGGCUUCAAUGAGAUCAACUGUAUAUUCCGCCAGAUCGUUGAUGGAGUCGACUAUCUGCACGGGCUCGGCUUGGCGCACCGCGACCUCAAAAUUGAUAAUUGCGUCGUGGCAAACGACGGGAUCGUUAAGAUCAUCGAUUUCGGCACCGCGACCGUGUUCCAGGCGCCUGGCAAGACCAAGGUCAUGGCCAGCGGCAUCGUCGGCUCUGACCCCUACCUUGCUCCAGAAGUCCUCUCUGAUCAGACGUACGACGCGCGGAAAACAGACGUAUGGUCGCUUGCGGUCAUGUACAUGUGCAUGGUCCUCCGCCGAUUUCCUUGGAAGCUGCCCGACCCGGAUGCAGACCGCUGCUUCAACACAUUUAUCGUUGCGCACCCAGAACUGUGGGGCUUUGAUGCCUCGGAGCCGCUGCCGCCCGAGCCAGAAGAGGAGGAUGCACACGAGCGCGGUUUGGGCUCUGUCCUCAGCAACGUCCGCGCGCCAGACUCGCUGCACAAGCUCGUAGACGGAGAGCAAGAGCCAGAGAUCCGUACCAUGAUCGAGGCUGGAUACCAUGUUCCUGGACUCGAGUCGCAGCCCGUAACGCCCAUCACAACGCGCGACAAAUUGACUGCUUCGGUCCACAGCGUGCCAGACCUGGUCGAGUUUACCACCACCUCGCCCCCCACACCCGCACGCGACGACGACGAAGCAAGCCCUUCCCAUCCAGGCUCGCCAGACGACGAGCCCCGAGAGCACAAACUCGACCUAAUGGACGACCAGCUGGCGCGCGCCAGAGACUCUAUCUUCCACCUGCUCCCGCUCGUCAGCCGCCCCGCGCUUUCACGCAUGCUCGUCCUGCACCCAGCGCGACGCGCGACGCUAGGCGAGCUGCUUCGUGGCCGGAGCUACGGCAACGUCGAUGGUCCCGUCUCUGAGUCGCGCUACCUCGAACAGGAGCGUGAGCAAGAGGUACUGAACCGUGGAAAUACGGUGAGCAAUGCAGCCUACGUCGACAAGUUUGAAGACGACGAGGACGAGGGCGAUUAUUGGCUACGAACGAUUCACACAUGCUCGCACUGGCGGCAUCCGGACGGAUCCCGGGUGUAUCUACCGCCGCCGCCGCCGGUCAAACUCCCGACAGACGACGAGAACUACUUUGCAGACAUGGGCUUCUCUUCUGUGUUUGCCGUACAGCCCGAUUUUGUGACGCAGCCCCUCCCCAAUCACACCCACCACAUCACACCGCCCACCGACGCCAAGCGGCGUCUCUUUUCGCGCAAAGAAGGCUGA
Malassezia vespertilionis is the source of this 2112-nucleotide messenger RNA. RefSeq lists its product as uncharacterized. The record is from RefSeq and is a predicted model, not a curated record. Gene Ontology annotation, molecular function: protein serine/threonine kinase activity; ATP binding. The coding region runs from base 1 to 2112 and encodes 703 amino acids. Gene Ontology annotation, biological process: intracellular signal transduction; protein phosphorylation. The transcript is spliced from 2 exons. Lineage: Eukaryota; Fungi; Basidiomycota; Malasseziomycetes; Malasseziales; Malasseziaceae.